CAUGCAGCAUGGGUCUUCUGAGUAAAGUCUAUGAGCUUUGUGACUGCUCUCACAGUCAUGAGAAGCUAAAGAAAAACAAGCAAUUACAGACGGUGGAGAUCAAAGUGAGGAUGGACUGUGAAGGGUGUGAGAGAAUAGUGAAGAAAUCAGUGCAAGGCAUGAAGGGAGUCACACAGGUUGAGGUGGACCGCAAGCUGAGCAAGCUCACCGUGGUUGGCUAUGCGGACCCCAACAAGGUAUUGCAUCGUGUCAGGCAUCGGACGGGGAAGAAGGCUGAUUUAUGGCCCUAUGUACCGUACGAUGUUGUUCCGCAUCCGUAUGCUCCGGAGGCUUAUGACAAGAAGGCCCCACCUGGGUACGUGCGGAACGUCCUGGAGGAUCCGGUGGCUUCGGCUAUCGCACGUGCCAGCUCCACUGAAGUGAAGUAUACGACGGCGUUUAGCGACGACAACCCAAAUGCAUGUGUGGUCAUGUAAUUGUUUUGUGGGCAGUCAUGUAAUUGUCAUCUAAAUAUGUUCUAAUUGCACUUGUAAAUUUUGUAACGCUUCAGUAGUAAGUAGCAGUAAUACUAGCUGUAAAAAUUCGUUUAUGUCAAUGGAGUUGAAGUACCAAUUUUAUUA
Prunus dulcis (almond) is the source of this 620-nucleotide messenger RNA. RefSeq names its product heavy metal-associated isoprenylated plant protein 27. NCBI's taxonomy places the organism in Eukaryota, Viridiplantae, Streptophyta, Magnoliopsida, Rosales, Rosaceae. The transcript is spliced from 2 exons. The record is from RefSeq and is a predicted model, not a curated record. Gene Ontology annotation, molecular function: metal ion binding. The coding region runs from base 9 to 476 and encodes 155 amino acids.